AUGCCUCAAGAUAAUCGUGGCCCGAGUAAUUGUAUCGGAACGCACUCUCCAUUAGACAAAUGGAAUAGCUGUAGUUCGCACCUGAAUGCUCCUGAGCGUCUCCCGAAACAGCACAUUCGCAGUAUCCACAUCUAUGAUUUCGAUAACACACUAUUCAAAUCCCCGGCUCCAAAUCCAAAUCUAUUAUCUUCCUUCUUGACUAAUUUAUUGACUGACCCUCAGCGACUCAGCAAUGGCGGCUGGUGGAGUGAACCGCGUUUCCUGGAAGAACUUGUAGAUGAAUGGAUCGCGCUGAGGUCAUCCACGUCGAAUGUCGUGGAGCAGGAAGGAAUAGAUGAUGGCUACUGGAACAGAGACAUUGUUGAGCUAUGCAGACUGUCUCAUAAAGAUCCCCAUACAUUAUCAAUUUUGAUGACGGGUCGCAAAGAGGCCCAUUUCGAGCCUACGUUUAAGAAGGUGUUGGAUCAGCCGAUUUUUGGUUCUGACAAACUUCACUUCAACGCAGUAUGUUUAAAAAAAGAUGGUUUUAAGACCACUAUGCUCUAUAAGACUGCAUGUCUCACGGAUCUUUUGGUCCAUUACGACCGGUGUGACGCCAUCACCAUCUAUGAUGACCGGCCCCGACAAUUGCAUGGAUUUAGACAAUUUUUGAACGAAUUUGUGGAAGCUAUGCGUCCGUCCUUGCAGUUCAACUUGGUACACGUUCCUGGGAUUAUCAAAUUCCUCAAGCCGUCGAAAGAAAGACACAUUAUUACAGAGAUAUUCAAAGAGCACAAUGACGCGGUUAGCAACGCUAUAUUUCAGCCAUCUACUAUAAAAGAACAGCAUUUUUAUAUGGGAAAAAUGUUUAUCAAGGAAAAGCGCCUGUGCGCCGCCUAUGUGUUGACUACCGCGUCACGGCAAGAGCUGGCAAAGUACUUCGUCAGCGAAAUGGGCCAUCUGAUCGAUUCUAAUGGCACUCGAAUAGCUGCCAGAUCAAUACCAUGUACCCAGUAUGGUACAAUUACGACGCGCAAAAUUGCCACUAUGAUCAUUAGUGGCUGUCGAACCGAACCUACGGAGGAAAUUAUCGAAAAAAUUAUGCAGGCCAUGAAUAGCGGCGUGGAGAAGUCUCGAAUACGCUUUCGCAUAAGUCGUUUCGGGAUUUCGUCCAGUGGAGAUUGCGUUUGUGAUUUGGAACCCGAGGAUGAAAAACGCUACACCUACACCGAGUUUGCCACACUCCGCUUGCUAGUUGCUACGGCAGGUCGUCAACAAGACAUCGAUACAACCUCCAAUUUAUAUGUUGACGAACUUUUUGAGUGGAGAUCCGUAGAGGAGCCUGCACCCAUAAUUGAGACGGAUUUUGGAUAUGUCUAUGCCCUCACCGCUAUCAUGGCCAAGAAAGCUAAAAAGUCAAGAAGAACUCGACCUCAGUCUUGA
Lachancea dasiensis is the source of this 1422-nucleotide messenger RNA. NCBI's taxonomy places the organism in Eukaryota, Fungi, Ascomycota, Saccharomycetes, Saccharomycetales, Saccharomycetaceae. The record is from the annotation of a GenBank genome assembly.